Messenger RNA from Gossypium arboreum, 1648 nucleotides. RefSeq lists its product as uncharacterized. The transcript has a single exon. NCBI's taxonomy places the organism in Eukaryota, Viridiplantae, Streptophyta, Magnoliopsida, Malvales, Malvaceae. The record is from RefSeq and is a predicted model, not a curated record. Bases 317 to 1363 code for a protein of 348 amino acids.
GGGUUAACCCAUUCAAAAGCUGCAAGAACUGGAAACGGAAGCUAAGCUCUCUGGAAAUUCGGAAAGCAGAAGAUUAGAUCUCCAACUACCCUCCCAAAUAUUUUCCAGGUCUUGACUUCUUCAGUUCUUCAACUAUCAUUCUAUCUUUUGCGAUCUACAAAUAACAUCUUGGAAUGUCCAACCUUUAAUAUCUAUAUUACACCCACCCUUUUUUAGACUUUAGACUAAUCUUAGAUUCAAUUUAUUAGUGAAUUGUUUCAAUUAGACUUUAGGCUUACAAGUGUUCAAGCCUGUUAUUGUUAAUCUGUUGUCAGCAAUGCUGAAUCGUGGAACAAAGUUAAAGGCAUGGCAUGGACAAAAAAAAUACCCGGUUGUGGUCCCAGUUAUGUUUGUGGUAUCAGUCUCAGUAGCAUUAGUGUUCCUUUUCCACAGAAAUGAUGAAAAGCAGAUUCAGGCAUACGGACUGCCACCGGAGAGAAAAUGGAAUAGGUUUGAGUCUUUGGUGCAGUUUAAUCCAAAAAGAGAAUUCCGGAAUGGGACGGAUUUGAUAUGGCAAAUACCCGAUUCGCCUAAGGCUGUUCUUUUUCUAGCUCAUGGAUGUAGUGGUAGAGCUGUUAAUUUUUGGGAUAAGUCUCCUAAAUGUCCUGAAUGUGUUGGUUUGCCUGAGGAAAGGCUGCUUGUGCUUCAUGCUCUUGCUCGUAAAUUUGCUGUCUUGACUAUAUCAAGCGCAGGGAGGUGCUGGGCAUUUGGGGAAGAAAGGUUGAUUGUUGAAGAUAUUAUAACAUGGUGGGUUAAGAGACAUAAACUUGGAAAGCUUCCUCUUGUGGCUUUGGGGGCCUCUUCUGGUGGGUAUUUUGUAUCUGCAAUUGCUAAUGAUUUGAAGUUUAGUAGUAUUACACUUAUGAUUGCUGAAGGAUUAUUUGAUCACAUGGACAUUAGAGAGGACUAUCCACCGACCCUUUUUGUGCACAUGCCAAAAGAUUUACGUAGGCAACAAAAAAUAACUGAAUUCAUUGAAGUUUUGAGAAAUAAAGGGGUUGAUGUUGCAGAGAUUGAAUGCAUGGAGUUGCCUCUGUCACCAACUUUUUUGUCUGAUAGAAUCCCAAGUCUUGAUCAGACUAUUUCUGCUACGUUGUUCAACCUAUUCAGGGAGAAAGGCUUUGUCGACGAGAAUGGGUAUAUGAAACGGGAUGGGCGUGCGACACAUUGGAAAGAUGCUCUCCAGGAUAGCAAGCCUAAUUUGCUAGAAAAGGAUUUGGUGCAUCCCAUUGAGGAGGAGCUAAAUCUUGCAUUUGCCUAUCAUGAAAUGACUAGUUUGCAAUCUGAAGAGAUUUUUAAAUGGUUUGAGUCUCAUAUGGCCUGAACAGUACACAAUUGUGCCACAUUCUCCUUUCUUUCUGUUUGACCAAAGUACUGACUGUCAAAAGUGAUCGUACAUACAACUCUUCGUAACAAUCCCUGAAUUUGAGCUAGACUGAAUUGUUUAUUGCUUGAAGCUUGUCUUCAAACAGCCGAAGACUAGAUGUAAAGUUACUACCUUGAACCAAACUGCAACAUCCACUAUGUAUUAGGUAAAUUUAGCUGUAUGUUGGAAAGAAAACAUUCAAAUUUGAUCACUAUACUAUUAUAUUACAUAUAAUUAUAUAAA